AUGGACGCUUUUCACACUUUUUCUCAACAGCAAUCGAAUGAAGGAUACGAUUUGUCUAAAAAAGGUCCUCUUAAACGAACUCGGGCUAAACGAAGUUGCGAUUUUUGUCGAAAAAGAAAAUCUCGGUGUGAUGCUGAUGUUUCAACACCUUGUUCCAACUGUCGAGCUUGGGGCUAUAAUUGUGAAUUUCAGACAGUUAGAAAAAAGCGAGGGCCUCCUAGUGCAUACGUAGAUAACUUGGAAAAAAAAUGCAAAAAAAUGGAAACACUUUUGAUUGCUCUCACCCAAUGCUCUAUUAAAGAACUAGAAAAGAAUGGUUUUCAAUAUGAUGGGCAUGCAAUCCCUUCUCCACUCAAUGACACCGAAUCUUCUUCGGAAGACGAAGACGAACGUGAUUUUGAUCCUGUGCAACCAAGAGAUUAUGAUUCAAUCAAAUACGUUGGCCAAUCUUCUGCUGGUUUAAAACUAUUUGACCAAAACAUCUUUAAGUCACAGUCAGCUAUUCCUUGGCCUGGAAGAAAAGAUGUGAUGCUCAAAAUGAUGUCUCAAGACGAGGUUAUGUUUGUUAGUACGGAAAAAUCUACACAGGGUAGAUCAGACACAUUGCUUGAUGUUGGCUUAUGCAUGCGGGGGCCUUCUAGUCGAACCCCAAUAUCUAUGAUAAAAACACCGGCUUACAACAAGAAGCCUGCUAAGCAUCAAUUGGAUAAAAUCAUUGGCUUAUAUUUUACACACAUGCAUUGUAUUUUACCUGUUGUUCACAAAAAGAAGUUUUUGGAGCAGUACCACAACAUGUCAUCCAAUGACUCGCCCUUUCUCCUGAUGCAGGCUGUGCUUGCCUUGACCUUUCGUUUUGCAAGCCAACGUUUGCCUGAUCUAGUCAAGGACGCCAGUGAAUUUGGUGACAUGUAUUUUAGAAAAGUAAUGAAACGAUUGAGAGAUUCAGACCGAUCUAGACUCUGUUACGUUCAAGCAUCUCUUUUGAUGGUUUUGUAUCUAGACAUGGACGAAGGCGAUGUUGAGUCUAUGCAAUGGUGUACAGCAGGAAGUGCAAUCCGAAUGGCACAAGAUUUAGGCCUUCAUCGUUCAUGUGUCAAUUGGAAUCUUCCUCGCUCCGAGAUUGAAAUUCGUCACCGAGUCUUUUACUCUUGUUAUGUGAUUGACCGAUGUCUCAGUGCUCGUGCAGGAAAACCCUUGACGAUUUUGGACCGAGAUUUUGAUACAGAUUUACCUUCACCUUAUGAAAUUGAAGACGAGGAUGGUUCUGAUCCACCGGGCCAACCCAUAUAUCGCUCGUUUAUUUUGAUGAUCAAAUUAUGCGAAAUUCUUGGAAGGAUCCUGAAAGCAUUGUAUGCUCCUAACGCAAAGAUUGCUAAUUCAAAUGCUGGUCUUGAUGAUCCUACUAUCUUGGCAGUCUUUGAACGUCGUCUAAAAAACUGGAGAAGUUCGCUGGACGAACCUUUUGAUGGUGUUUAUUUGGCUGAUAUUGAUAAACACAACCUUCAAGUCUAUCAUCAUACAGUAUUUAUACUUUUGCAUCGACCAUUCACUCAACUUUGUACAAAGAAAUACCCAGGUUUAAAAUCGAUUGUGGAUGCAUCAGUGAAAGCAUGUACAGAUGCGGCUGAUAUGCUUUAUGGAACUCUUCAGCAACGAGAAGGUAGAGAUUGGACACCGUCUUAUUACCAUCUUUAUUGUGCACCAGGCUAUUUUGUAUAUGCUUUGUUUCAAGCAUCGCUUGUGUAUCUAUCGAAUGCAUUACGUGAUAAAAGUGGAAGCAAUAUUCGAGCCUAUAAACGAUCUAUUGAACUCAUUCAAUCCAUAGCGGGUAAAGGCCUUGCUCCGAGAGCAGCCGAAAUCUUAAAUAUGUUGGGUUCUAUCAAUGGUUUGUUUGACCAAGACGGUGAACCAGUUGAAGGCGAUCUGCAACCAAUUGCAUCACCUUUAUCUGUGUCUAAUCAGCCUGCUGUACAGCCAAUUCAGGAACCUGUUGUUCAAAUUCCUAAAGCACAAUAUGUUCAUCACCGAAUGAUAAAUACGAGCAUUGUUGGUGGCCUUACACCAGAUAUUCAAUCAGAUAUUGGGAUUAUUAUGGAUCGACCAUGUUCCAGUCAAGAACAACAACAACAGCAUUAUCAAGAGCAGCAAAAAGAGCAUUAUCAAAAUCAAGAACAACAAGAACAUUACCAGCAUUCUAUUAAUUAUACUGAACCACAACAACACACUGCUAAUUAUUCUCAAAAUUAUCGCCCACAUUCUACAGGUCAUUUUACACAUCAUCGCUCUAUUUCCCUAGAUCAGUUGAAUAGUAUUACUUCACAGCACGUCAUAUCAUCUCAUUCUCGAUCCAUUUCUCACGACCAUUUUGAUUUUACCAUGCCCCAUCAUUAUGGUGUCCCACCAUCCAGUAACUAUCAGCCUACGACCUAUACUUUACCACAGGCACCACAAGCCUAUACAGCUACUUAUGAUUCUAAUGUACAUGUAUCAAACACAACACUACCUCCUUCUAGUCUGAAUUGGUCUGAUUGGGAUGUGUAUAUCGGACAUCAGCAACAACAACCACAAAAUAACCCUUACCAUGCUACUUAG
Messenger RNA from Gilbertella persicaria, 2592 nucleotides. Its product is annotated as fungal-specific transcription factor domain-containing protein. The coding region runs from base 1 to 2592 and encodes 863 amino acids. The transcript is spliced from 5 exons. Gene Ontology annotation, molecular function: DNA binding; DNA-binding transcription factor activity, RNA polymerase II-specific; zinc ion binding. Lineage: Eukaryota; Fungi; Mucoromycota; Mucoromycetes; Mucorales; Choanephoraceae. The record is from RefSeq and is a predicted model, not a curated record. Gene Ontology annotation, biological process: DNA-templated transcription; regulation of DNA-templated transcription.